Messenger RNA from Fusarium vanettenii 77-13-4, 1509 nucleotides. RefSeq lists its product as uncharacterized. The coding region runs from base 1 to 1509 and encodes 502 amino acids. NCBI's taxonomy places the organism in Eukaryota, Fungi, Ascomycota, Sordariomycetes, Hypocreales, Nectriaceae. The transcript is spliced from 3 exons. The record is from RefSeq and is a predicted model, not a curated record.
AUGUGGGAAUGGGCCCAGGAGUUCGGCAUUACAGCCCAGGGGACGAAAUGGACGGUGUUCCUAGUGUCGAGCUGCUUGAGAAUUGUUGAGAAAAAAUUGGGAAAGAAUGUCUCCGCGCUUGACGAAAGUCAAGAAUUAAAGAGAAGGAGGUGGGCAACAGGUGUCCUUACAAUGAAUAGGAUAGUCAAUCAGAUGGGGAUAAUGGGGCUUCGGCUUUAUGAUGUCUAUGCCAAAAAGGAUUUUAUUUUUCAUAAUUGCUCUACAAAAGCGGAAGAGGUUCGGAAUGCUGUUGCCGAUAUGACAGCGAAAUCCCUAUCUACAGUGGAAAUACUCAUCUCCACGGAUGCACGUGUUCUCUUUCUUCCGUAUCUCAUUUGGGCCAUUUUAGACUCCAAGCUUGAGGAAGGGGAAAAGUUGCCGCAAGCAGAUGUCUGCAAAAUCCUCGGCUUGGGCGAGUUCGCUAAUUUCCAAAUCCACUCGCCAUUUGUUCCGUUCGAUCAGCUGUACUCGGAACAGGAGCGGCUCCAGCGGCCCCCGGAGCAGCAUUCGGUCUCUGCCGGAAGCCCGGGGCCCGCUCCUUUGAGCCAAGAGGCAUCAACCCAAUUUGCAAGCUCGCAAUCGAACCGAAAUACACAGUCUUUGGCUCCACCAGAGUCAGAGCCAAUCGCUAUCCGGAACCAUGUAGCCGAGACCCCAGGGCUACAGCCGGUUUUGGCAAGUCCUCCUACGGCCAUCUCUGGUAACGAGGCAGAGACGCUGACGUCUUCGGGCCCCAUGAUGUUUGAUGUCAGACGACUUCAAACAGGUGCCUCGGCCAAUGCCAGGCCUUCCUCGGAGACUUGGUCGGAGAAUACAGGGUUACGGGACCGCGUUGUACCCCACGAGGCCUCAGAGAGCAGGCGUUUCCUUCAAGGACUGCGGGAUAGCGUGCCACACUCACCUGCGUUGCCGGUCGACAGACUUUUGGAUACAUCGCCAAGUUCGCCGCACAUGACAUCAGUCCAACAGCAACAACGGGUUCUGGAAUCGAAUCAGCCUCUACAAUUUCCGGUUCCAAGUUCCGACAGGGCCCUCCCGGAGAACGGCCCUCGAGAGAUACUGAGCCAUAGCACUAGCAUGGCACCCAACAGCCAAGACCAGAGUGAAUACAUCCAUACACGCCAAGAUCUAUCCGCUUGCAAUCACGCCCCUGGGACCCAAAACCAUAACCACCCCGCCACACCAAGCGUACAAGAGCAAGCUGACUGUCGAGCACAGAUGCAAAUCCCGGGAUUUCUACCAGGCCAGCCUGAGUCUUCGCAGCCACGGAGCCAUGCCACGGAAGCAGCGGGUGUAGAAGCCCCCGAAGGAAGUGAUGUAUUAACCCGAGCAUCUUCGCGUGACACUCCUAGAAGUGCGUAUAACAACCCGUUGGAUGAUACAUCAUUUUGGGACGAUCUCCUUGAUGAGAAGGAUCAGGCCAGCAUGGAUACGCUGUUCAGUGUUCUUGAUGCGAAUGUGGUCGACUGA